Molecule: messenger RNA, 693 nt
Organism: Gigantopelta aegis
Lineage: Eukaryota; Metazoa; Mollusca; Gastropoda; Neomphalida; Peltospiridae
Exons: 2
Coding region: 1-693 (230 amino acids)
Molecular function (GO): nucleic acid binding
Source: RefSeq, a predicted model, not a curated record
AUGGUCCAUGGGAAACCUAGGCAUCCACAGAGUCAAGGGUCCGUAGAAAGAGCAAACUGUGACAUUAAGGACAUGCUUGUUUGUUGGUUAGGAGAUAACAAUACAACUGAAUGGACUGUUGGACUCAAAUUUGUUCAGUUUCAGAAACAUUCCAGUCUUCACAGUGGAAUUAAGUGUUCUCCAUUUGCGGCACAGUUGGGUUCUGGUGCUCGCACUGGUCUGUCAUCAUGUAGCCUCCCUCCUGAAAUUCUCCAUCGAUUGCAGUCAGAAGAUGAUCUACUUGCAGCCAUUGCAAUGCCAGUUCCUGGUGAAGAUGUUGAUCACGUGACCACUGCAACUGACUCCUCUGUAUCUGACCCAGCAACUCUUCCCAACUCUCCAACUACAUCCGAUGAAGUUACUGUGAAUGCUCAAGUAGAACUUGUUUCCUCUCGCCAAGAAGCAAUUCAGAUACAGCGAAAGAGAGCUAAUGAAGCCCAAACUAUGCAAGGUGAACGCAUGGUGAAAAGAAGUAAGCGUAUCUUUGCACCCGUACAAGUCGGCGACAAUGUGACUAUAUCUAUCCCCCAUGUUCACAGAGGUAGAACUGAUCCACGGAAUAUCAUUGGUGUUGUAACUGAAUGCAGUGACAAUGACAUGUACAGUAUUGCUGUGAAAGGUGGCACUCUCAAUGGAAUUAUACAUAUUUCCUGA